CCACCUAAUGUGGACGUUGCGAACUGUCAACAUUGAUUCUCGGAGGAGAACCAAGAACAGAAAUCCGCUCGCUUUUGGAACGUACGAGCAGACAACAUCUCAACAUGAAGGUUGUUGGAUCUACAUGCGCCCUGAAGAGCAAGGUCGGCGGCGAGGACGUGGUUCGGUGCUUGUCCGAGCAGAGCCUGACCAUCUCCAAAUGCAAGAUCCCGCUGCUGGAUGAGCAGAUGAGCGCCUUCCUGCAGGACAUGAACAGCUGCUACAGCAAACUCAAGGAGCUCGUUCCCACCUUGCCCACCAACAAGAAGGCGAGCAAAGUGGAGAUCCUGCAGCACGUCAUCGACUACAUCUGGGACCUGCAGGUCGAGCUGGACGAGCCGGAGAAGAGCCGUCAUCAGGCGGUCGGCAGCGUGCAGCGCACGCCGCUCACGACCCUCAACGCGGAGCUCGCCAGCAUCGCGGUGGAGAACGGCUGCUCUGAUGACAGGAUCAUGUGCCGCUAAGAGCUCGUGGAGCAUGACCAGGAACCCCCACAAGGCUUCCAACAAGAUGGCACCACAUCCAGGAGAAACCUUGAACUGUGUUGGGACGUUUUACACCCCCCUUCCCCAUUCCUGACAUGGAGAUGUCUCAUCAUGCUCUCCAUUCAUCCGAGGGCCCUGACUGAGGGAGGUGUCCACAUCUAGACCGGGUUGGCCCCAGGUGUGGGGGGGCCAAAGCCUGCAAGAUUGCGUUCCAUUCUGGUGUUGAAGACAUCAUUCCACAUUUCUGUAAAGAAAAACAUUUCUCAGAUUCCUGAGCGACAAAGCGUAUUGUAUAUUACAAUGCCACCUUACCUUACGUGAACAUAUUGUUUCCUGUUUUUUAUUAAAACAUUAUUUUUCAACUA
Molecule: messenger RNA, 889 nt
Organism: Dunckerocampus dactyliophorus (ringed pipefish)
Lineage: Eukaryota; Metazoa; Chordata; Actinopteri; Syngnathiformes; Syngnathidae
Gene: id1
Product: inhibitor of DNA binding 1, HLH protein
Exons: 2
Coding region: 105-503 (132 amino acids)
Biological process (GO): cell differentiation; negative regulation of transcription by RNA polymerase II; circadian regulation of gene expression
Cellular component (GO): cytoplasm; nucleus
Molecular function (GO): transcription regulator activity; protein dimerization activity
Source: RefSeq, a predicted model, not a curated record